GAAGGACAGCGAGUUUCUAUUUCUCAACCUAUGACUGAUUAUCAGCAAUAUAUCUUUGGUUUUAAUGUAAAAAUUAUCUAUGAAAUCAGUUGAUAAACUUCGCAAAAGCGUCGAGACGCUAUAAAUGUCUUCUACCAUCCAUUAAAAAUACAGUAACCAGUAAAAUGUUCUCGCGAUGCCUGGUGUCUCAAGUAAAACACAACUCUUACUUUUUAAUAGGCCUAUUAAUUGGUUUGUGGGUGUCUCUCGCUGUUAUACCGUUGGAUGAAGAGCCGGCGCCUUGUGUAGCGACUGUAGGCAGUGCCUCUCCAGUUCAGGAUGAAUUUGUGCCACAGCGGGAGGAAAAACCAGCUGGUUCAGGACAGACGGCUGGGAGAAGCGUGCAACGACCCCGUUAUUACAGCACUGAGCUGGGCAUGAGAGGUUCCCUUCUCACUGGAAUCCUGAGCUCGGAAGAAGCCCUCAAAAUCCAAGUGCCAGCUUUGAACCGAACAGCAGCUAGACUGCAGCCAGCCUUAAAAUUCUUCAUUACCGCCAGUGCAAUGAGUACUGUACCUGGGCUGGCUAAUGUUGUUGGCUUUACAGAUACUAGGGAAAUGCUAAAACCAUUUCACGCCUUGAAGUACUUAGCAGAUAAUUAUUUAGAGGAGUAUGAUUUCUUCUUCAUUGUGUCCGACACGGCCUUUGUGAAUGCAAGACGGUUGACCCAGCUGGUCUCUCAGUUGUCAGUCAGCCAAGAUGUGUACAUGGGGAGGGUAGCUGAUGAUGAAAGUCAUUAUUGUUCUUUAGACAAUGGAAUAAUCCUGUCUAACUCUGUGCUCCGCGCUAUCCACAGUGAACUCGACUGGUGUGUACGCAAUUCAUAUUCUCCUCACCACUACGAGAAUAUUGGUCGUUGUGUGUUACACUCUGCUCAUUUGUCUUGCAAUCCUGACGUACAGGGUGAACACUACUCAUCAGUAGUUAUCGAAAAUGAUCAACUACCAUUAACAGAGUCGUUGGCUGAUGCUGUAACAGUGUAUCCGAUCAUGGACACUCACAGGUUCUACGAGAUACACGCUUACAUAUCACGGGUGUUUUUGGAACGCGACCACGAGGAGGUGCUGAAACUACGCAGCUACAUGUGGCACAACUCCGCGCGCCACCCCCCCGGGUACAGGAACAGCACGUGGCCGGCCGGCCUCAGGGACGAUCCCGGACUGGCCAGACCUUUACCGGGGAACAGGUUCGACCACCUCCGCUGGACGGCAAUUAACGGGACCCACGCUUUCUUUCCGGACGACCACCACAAUGUAUUACCGAUCACCGGAGCUUACAGAGAAGCCUUGGAUCUGGUCCUCACCCAAGUGAGGGCGUGGUCGCUGCACCGCUGGCCCGAGGCGCUGGACGUGCAGCUGGUGGAGGGGGCCUGGAAAUGGGAGCCGGCCGUCGCGCUGCGGUACCGCCUCCUGCUCCGCCUCACCGCCAAGGAGGACAAGGACACGCACAUGAGCAGGCUGGUGGAGGCGGUGCGUCCGCUGGGCGCGGCGCGGCUGGUGCCGGUGCGCUACGUGACGGAGAGCGCGCGGCUCAGCGCCGUGCUGGGGGCGCCGCACACCGCGCGCCACGCCGCCGACCUCGCCGCCUUCCUGCAGCGGUACGAGGCGGUCUGCCUCAACCAGGACAAGAACACCGCGCUCCUGCUGGUGAUAGUGAAGCAGCCUUCCGUCGGCAACACCACUGAGGUGGACCUCAUGAAGGAGAACAAGGAGACGGUGGCCGCGCUGAAGUCCCGGCACAAGGACGCCCAGAUCGAGGUGGUCGAGACGAGCCUGGAGUCUCCCAGCCACGAGCACGCCAGCGAGGUGGAGCUGCUGCAGGAGGCGCAGCGGGCCGCGCUCGCCCUCGCCCUGCAGCGGGUACCCCGGGACAGCCUGGUGCUCCUCGCCGUGCCGCACAUCGACUUCAACCAAGACUUCUUGAAUCGGGUCCGCAUGAACACGAUAUCCGGCGAGCAGUGGUACCUGCCCAGCGCGUUCUCCCGCUACGCGCAGUACGAGCACCCCGCCUUCGUGACCCCCACGGGCGCCAAGCCGCAGUCCAACACCGGCCGCUUCAACGUGCACCUCAGCCUCGUCUCCUCCUUCUACAGGAGCGACUACGACUCGGCGGUGGCGGAGUGGCCUGGCCCCCCGGGGGCGGACCCCGCGGCGGUGCUGGUCCGCAGCGGUCUGCGCUGCGUGCGCGCACCGGAGCCGGGGCUGGUGUACGGGUCGCGGGGGGCGCCGUGCGGGGAGGCGGGGGGCGCGGCGUGCGUGUCGCGGCUGGUCACGCAGCUGCACACGCUGGACCUCGGCGCCAAGCACUCGCUCGCACAGCUGCUGCUCGAAACUCAAGCCGAGCUGGACCAGUAGCUCACUGACACUAUACUACAUAUCUGGAGGGUAGAAGACCAUUAAGCGACAUUUCAUUCAAUUUACGAUCUUUUUUUCCAAAUUUUUAACUUUGAAUGGCUCUCUUGUAAAUUUGCAAAAAUGUCACUUAAACCAAACAGACUUUCACCCCUCGAUAUGAAUCUGUAUUAUUACAAUUUUUUCUUUUUUAUGAUUCUCUACAUUGGACACUGUUUUUGUCCCUAAAUUACGAUUAACGUUCACUGUGAUCAAGUUUUAAUCAUAUUAUUAUAUAAUAAUUUUUAAUACAACGGAAUUUUGUAUUGAAAAAAAAAAGUACAAUAAUCAACUAAAGUGCC
Messenger RNA from Bombyx mandarina (wild silkworm), 2731 nucleotides. It is a transcript of the gene Chpf, whose product is annotated as Chondroitin polymerizing factor. The record is from RefSeq and is a predicted model, not a curated record. Gene Ontology annotation, cellular component: Golgi cisterna membrane. Lineage: Eukaryota; Metazoa; Arthropoda; Insecta; Lepidoptera; Bombycidae. Gene Ontology annotation, molecular function: glucuronosyl-N-acetylgalactosaminyl-proteoglycan 4-beta-N-acetylgalactosaminyltransferase activity.